Messenger RNA from Amoebophrya sp. A25, 489 nucleotides. The record is from the annotation of a GenBank genome assembly. NCBI's taxonomy places the organism in Eukaryota, Dinophyceae, Syndiniales, Amoebophryaceae.
GAGAAAUCUAUGUGUAACUUCCAGCGGCAGGGCCCUGACAGGUGAUGGCUCUAGCUUGUCGGAUUAGCUGCCGUCGCUCGACCCUGCGAUCCGUGCGGGUGCUUGUUGCUGCAUAUUUCGGGCAGCAGCUGCACCUGUCGACAGCAAGGAAGCGAACGCGUAGUGGACGAGCGGAAGCGCUGAUCGAUCUCGAUGCAGAGACCGACGAUGCCGAAGGCUUGCUUGAAGAGGAUCCAAGAGCUCUUGUUACAGGCGAUUCCGAUUCUUCUGAGGCAUCCUCAUCAACGCUUGAAGAGGGCGAGCAUGUUGAUGCCCGGUCGGGGGAACUCGCCGCUGAAGCUGAUCAAGAUCAGGAUGUUGCAUCAUCACUAGCACAGGUGGGCGACAGCCCUGAAGACGAGGCAUUCGCUACUCCCCUGGACGGCGCUCACAAAAGUGAACAAAGUGAUCGAUCGCCUCGUUCUCAAUCUGAUGAAGAAUCUCUCGGAC